AUGGCGGCCGCGGGAGAUCCUCUCCAAGGUCAAGCACGUCCAGGCCAAGCCUGCUGGCCGCCCUCGCGGGUGACUGCCUCCGCGGUGACGACGACGGCCUCGUCAUCCCCGGAGACCGCGGCGCCCCUCAAGGCCGACCUCCGCCACAUGAGUGAUCCGUCGAUCUCGUCUCUCCAACCAUUCAGUUCUCGCCGCUUCAAUUCCUUCGAUUCAACAAGAUACUGUGUACCACUUCGGUGUUCCGGAGGCACGCACGAGUUCGACCUGGACAAGCCGCCGGUGCUGCAGGAGGUGGCGGAUUUCUUCAGUGGCCACGGAAUCGAGGACUUCACCUUCAGCAGGGGCAGGCUGUCAGAAUGGCAGUGCCGGGCAAAGCUAGCGGUAUGCGGAACACCAGAGAAACCACUGAUUGGCCUGUAUCAGGAAUGGACACAUACUGUUCAAGAUAUUCCCGAUUGCGGAGGUAGGACAGGAGGAACAGCGACAAGCGAUGGGAUGAAGCCCGGCCAUGGAAACCCAUCGCAGCCUUCAAGACCUUGA
Molecule: messenger RNA, 540 nt
Organism: Triticum aestivum (bread wheat)
Lineage: Eukaryota; Viridiplantae; Streptophyta; Magnoliopsida; Poales; Poaceae
Exons: 4
Coding region: 1-540 (179 amino acids)
Source: RefSeq, a predicted model, not a curated record